GAGCGAACGGAAAUACUCAUUCUUAUCUCGUCGAUUUGACUGUGGUGAUCAGCGAAAUUUUGUGUCAAGAUGCCUGGUGGUAAAGCUGGUAAGGAUUCCGGAAAGGCGAAGGCCAAAGCCGUCUCUCGAUCUGCUCGCGCUGGGCUUCAGUUUCCUGUCGGUCGUAUCCACCGUCACUUGAAGACUAGAACCACAAGCCAUGGUCGCGUCGGUGCUACUGCUGCUGUGUACAGUGCAGCCAUCCUCGAAUACUUGACAGCUGAGGUGUUGGAGUUGGCAGGCAAUGCCAGUAAGGACUUGAAGGUAAAGCGUAUCACGCCUCGUCAUUUACAGCUGGCCAUCAGAGGAGAUGAGGAAUUGGACUCUCUCAUCAAGGCUACCAUUGCCGGCGGAGGUGUCAUUCCCCAUAUUCACAAGUCCCUGAUAGGCAAGAAAGGCUCACAGAAAGCAGCAUAAAUACCAAUAUUCAUGUGUUCAGGAUCAUUUUAUUUGUGUCGUGCUGUUUAUUGUAAACCACUGUCUUGUAACGUUUUCGGAUGUCAGUUUCUGUAGAUUUUUAAUUCCUUUUAUAUUAUCAUCGAAGCAUGGACCAUUUUUAACUUUUGUCAUGUGCGUUUUAUUUUCAUUAUGCUUCAUUAAGUAUGCCGUUGUAUCAUACAGCGAGUCUGGAUAUAAAUUUUGGAGUAAAUUUCACCCGGAAGGUUGGGAGAUAUGUACAAUGUAAGCGUUUUAGGUGGCCUUGGAGCAGUCUACGUACUUCCAUCGCGCUAUCAUCAGCUGAAGCGACUGCUUGUGUGGUGGGAGAGUGUGGAGGUGUCACCCAUGUCAUGAGAGAUAGAAAAUAUGAUGGAAUGUCAUGUCAUUGAGAACCAAAAUAAAUUCCCAUUCCAAUUUUGGAAUUUUUAAAUAAUCCCCA
Molecule: messenger RNA, 916 nt
Organism: Aplysia californica (California sea hare)
Lineage: Eukaryota; Metazoa; Mollusca; Gastropoda; Aplysiida; Aplysiidae
Product: histone H2A.V-like
Cellular component (GO): nucleosome
Molecular function (GO): structural constituent of chromatin; protein heterodimerization activity; DNA binding
Source: RefSeq, marked predicted